Messenger RNA from Bactrocera oleae (olive fruit fly), 1981 nucleotides. RefSeq names its product Sec synthetase (gene SecS). The record is from RefSeq and is a predicted model, not a curated record. Gene Ontology annotation, biological process: selenocysteine incorporation; conversion of seryl-tRNAsec to selenocys-tRNAsec. Gene Ontology annotation, molecular function: tRNA binding; O-phosphoseryl-tRNA(Sec) selenium transferase activity. Lineage: Eukaryota; Metazoa; Arthropoda; Insecta; Diptera; Tephritidae.
UUUGCCGCUAGUGUGAACGCCCAUAGCGACACCAAAAGAGCAUAUUUGCCGAUAAUAAGCGACAAAAUAAUCCCCACGUGAACGCCAACUUAUGAAACAAACUUCAUGUCUGGUCACACUUGAAGCGAUUCGCUCAGCUGUUCAAAUGCAAACAAACCAAUUACAAUUACAAAGUUCUAGUGCAGAAAUACAACUAAUUAGACAUAUAAAAUAAUUAAAGAAAACCAAAAAUAAAUUUUAGAUAGCACCAAGUGUGAUUAUGCAUUACAUUCCUAUAACCUGUGAACGCACUUAGUAAUAAUAGAAAUAAAUGCCAAUGGAUUUCGGAAAAAUCAACAUGAGUGGAAAACUAGUGCCAGAAAAUUAUCUGAAACUAGCACAAGAUGCACAGAAAAGUAGAGAAACUGAAAAGAGAGAGCUGCUGGAAAAGCGCAAGCUGCCAAUUAAUGGCUGGACAGGAAAAGAUAUCGAGGAUUUAGUGCAGCAGCUAUCACUGCUCGACAGCAAUAACUUUCCCAAAAAAUCGGGCGUUGGUGAACGGGAAGCGCGCAUAGCAUGUUCGCUCGUCGCACGGCGCCAUUAUAACUUCGGACAUGGCAUUGGUCGCUCGGGUGAUUUGUUGGAGGCACAACCGAAAGCGGCUGGCUCCACGCUAAUGGCUAAUCUAACAAAUGCACUCUUGCUCGAUCUAAUCCAUAAAAUGGGUGUGCGCAGUUGUCGCAGUUGCUUUUUAGCGCCACUUGCCACCGGCAUGUCUCUGCUCUUAUGUCUGCUGACGCUGCGACAGCAAAAGCCAGCAGCUAAAUGUGUUUUAUGGUCACGUAUUGAUCAAAAAUCCUGCUUUAAAAGUAUAAUUACAGCAGGACUUACACCAAUAAUUGUCGAGCCACAACUAAAUGAUAACGGUAGUUUGACAACGAAUUUGAAAGCACUAACGCAAAAAGUAGAGGAUAUUGGAGCAGAGAAUAUACUUUGCUUUUGCACAACAACCAGCUGUUUUGCACCACGAAAUUCUGAUGAUAUAGUUGAAGUGGCAAAAUUGGCGGCACAAUAUGAGCUGCCACACCUCGUUAAUAAUGCUUACGGCUUACAAAGUACAUAUCUCACACAUCAACUAGAGCAAGCACAACGUCAGGGACGUGUGGACUUAUUUGUGCAGAGUACAGAUAAAAAUCUCUUAGUACCAGUUGGUGGCGCAAUCAUUGCGGGCUUCGAUGAACAAUUGGUACGCAAUGUUGCCAAAGCAUAUCCCGGACGCGCUUCUUCAGCUCAAACGCUCGACGUAUUUAUGACGCUUUUGUCACUGGGUCGCAAUGGUUACUUGGAUUUAGUGAAAGAGCGCAAGACAAAUUUUGAAUAUUUACACAUGCGCAUGCAGGAAUUUGCCGCAAGUCAUGGAGAAAUGUUGUUGGAAGCAAAAGGCAAUCCAAUAUCUCUGGCUAUGAGCUUAAGACAAUUUCAAGUCGCUAACAUGGAACUAACGAAAUUCGGUUCAAUGUUGUUUACACGCGGUAUUUCAGGCGCACGCGUUGUGGCUGUAGGAGAUUGCCGGAAAAUUGAAGGACAGGAAUUUAUAAGUUGGGGUACACAUCACUCGGCUACACGAACUGCUUAUUUAACAAUGGCUGCCGGUUUGGGUAUUACAAAAUCAGAAAUUGAUAAUUGCUUUCAAAAAUUGCAAGCAUGUUGGGAAGCAUUUUCGGACCAGAAAUCAAAAAAUAAAAACAAUAAAAAAUAAUAAUAAUAAGGAACUGGUACUUACCAGUUGUAAUCAUUUUUUACUUUAAUUUUGCCUUUAACGACGAGUCGAUGAUGUUUGGUUUUGCAAAUUUAAUUAAUGUCGCUCACUAUUUACAUGCUCUGUUAAUUACUUCAUUUAAAAAAGUGCAAAAUUAAAAAAUUGCAGUCAUUAUUAUUUUUCUAAAUCUAAAACAAACAAAUUGAUUGAUUCAUUAGCAAUAAAAAAAAAUUAAUUAACAUA